Messenger RNA from Haliotis rufescens (red abalone), 10535 nucleotides. RefSeq lists its product as uncharacterized. Lineage: Eukaryota; Metazoa; Mollusca; Gastropoda; Lepetellida; Haliotidae. The coding region runs from base 7124 to 8218 and encodes 364 amino acids. The transcript is spliced from 16 exons. The record is from RefSeq and is a predicted model, not a curated record.
CAUCAGCGACAGUGUCCCAUGUGAAGUUUACAUGUGCGCGACCUCUCUCAUACACACGGACAUUGUGCUUGCCUCUCUGAUAAAAAUGGCCUGUCCUGGACAAAUUGUCGCUGGUUGCAUGACACUGGUGUUAAUUAUGGUUAAUGCUAAACACAACGAGAGUCCUUCAAGGGCAGUGAAUGAGAGCUUCCAUGCGUCGUGCAUCCCUGUGCACUGGGCCGCAGCUGAGAUGAUGUGCAAGAAGAAACAAGGCGCCAUAUUCGAGCUUGACGAUCUGAAGCAUAACUACGGUCAGUCAGUCUUGCAAGCAGCGCUGCAGGAUGUUGGGGAAAUGUGGAUAAGCAAGGACACAAACGGUGGGUGUAUGAAGGCUGUCAAAUCCAAGAAAACAACCGACCGGGUGUCAAGUGCGGAUGAAGCCGACCAGAUUGCUUUCAAGAAAACCAGCUGCUCUGAAUUACAUUAAUAUCUCUGCAAACUGAACAUGAGUUAGUAUACUUCAAUCCAGUUAAGAGUGGGUGAGUUAGGUUUAACGCCGCUUUCAACAGUAGUCCUGUUAUGUCACAGCGUGUCAGCUUAAUGUGGGAGGACAGCCCGAAGUGAUGCAGGUCACAGACGUUUACCACUUCAGUGAAACCGAUGUGUACGGGUAUGAAACCUAGAAACAUAGUCCACGAUCAUACACAACUAAUUGUGGCGCCAUAGACGCCUGGGCCACCCGUGGCACACACAUCCCAUCCCCAACCCCAUCAUUGCCGCGCAACCAACCAUGCAUCAGUCAUUGCAGGGCUCUUCUGCUGUCAUUUUAUGUUUUUAUUGAUGAUAUUGAGAUUAUAUAAUUUGGCGAGCGUAUGGUGUCGUUGGUGUACAUACUGUCCCAAGAAAGAAACACACAGGGGGAAAAUAAAUGUUGAAUUUAGGUGGCCGCCACCUAUCACAGUGAGGAGCUUUGACCGCUGUGAGGAGCUUGUGAAUGUAAGUUCAUAAUCGUAACCAAUCGCCAAAACACACAGCCUGAUGAAACAUCACCCCCAAACACGUCAUUUUGCCAAAUGCAUGAACAUUUCACGUGGAAAGGGAUCCACCGUUUCGCGCCUUUGGAGGCGUUACCAACAGCUUGGAUCCACCCACGACUUGUCUCGAACGGGUAGGCAGGUUUAAGAUCCCAACUGCGGUGCAGGAUCGUUACAUCCGGGUUUUCGAUCUUCUUAACAGAUCGGUCCCAGCAAUUGAAUCCGCAGGAAAUGUCCCAAGUGUACGGCACAGACAACCUGUGAGAAGACCUUAUGUUGGACCUGUGCUGCAACGUCAUCAUCGCCCGUCACGUGUUCGAUGGUGCAGACCAAAGUUGGAAUUGGAGAAAUUGGCGAUGUAUCACGUUUCCUGUUGCAACGUCGUCAUAGUAGAAUCCGACAGACGUCGAAAUGAGCGCUACGCCCGUUUGUUGUUGAGGUGGACAGAUUUGGAGGGGGAAAUGUGAUGAUGUCGGCCGCCAUUUCCUACAACCGCAAAACCGACCUAGUGCACGUGCAAGGGAAUCUUACCGCCCCUUUUUAUAGAGAUGAAAUCCUACAACGUAACCUAGCUUCCAGUUAUCGAUCGAUAGAUAAAAUGUUUUUAACAGGACAACGUCAGACCCCACCUCACCAAUCAGAACAUCACAGUGCUUCCAUAGCCGUCUAAAUCCCCGAAUUUAAACCCAAUUGAGCACUAAUGGACAAUCUCGAUCGACAAGUCCGGCGACGUCAACCACGACCCCAGACGCUGCAACAACUUCGGCGAGGUUUGCAGGAGGAAUGGGUUAGAAUACCCCAGGCUCGGAUCCGGAGACUUAUACUGCCAAUGCCCAGGAGAUUCCAAGCAGUGCUACAAGCUGAUGGUGGUCACAACAGAUACUGACGUCAAAGCCGCCGUCAAGUGCAGUGUUACAAUUGUGGUGGCAUUGAGUUAUGUCAUUAGCUGCAGCUGACCAUUGACACUAAUCAUGUGAUACUUGACAUCUGUGUGAUUCAUUUUCGCUUUAGCUUCAUUCAUCAUUAAGGUUUUCUUUUUUAAAACUAACCCAUGAGCGUUUCUUAUUUAGGAGAGUAUAUAUUUCAUAAUUCAAGUUAGGCACAAUUCGAGGUUCAGUUUCGCUUAUGUAUGUUAGAAACCUUUGAUCGGAGGUUCGGUUCCCAUAUUUACUGGGUUUGUCAGCACCAUCUUGCAUCAUAAGGCGUGCGGUUGACAAAAUGGGAUUAGGCUGAAAUACUGGUAUAAGUGAGAUGCUGAUCAAACCUGCGUUAAGACAAUCUCACACACUUACUCACACUUCAUGUAUUGGUUAUUCAUAGCAUCCGAAGAGAGGAGUCAGGCCAAAGGUACGUAUUUAUGUUUCAUAGAGCAUGCAAAGGCGAGACAGUCGUAACUGAUGUCCUUAUGACGGUAGAAGAUGAUGUUUAAUCCUAUAAAUCACUUUAGGAAUACAGAUACCAGGUAUCAAUUAUCUCACUGAUAUUAUUGUUACAUGUGAAGGAGGAGAGGUUGUGAGACACAUUUAGCUGAGAAGGAGAGAUUGAGACCAAGUCUACUUAAUAAUCAUUGUUAAUAGAAAUGAUUACGGCAAAUAGUUUAUUGUUGAUCUCCGUACUCAUACUCUGAUAGCUACAGUUCAGCGUAUUUAUGCAUUAAGGAAGCGUAUUCUAUAUUCGAUAUGUUCCCGUAAGAAGCCUAACAUCAUUAUUUCUGUGCAUUGGUUUAGAUUUAAAGCCACAUUACGUUCCUUGUCAAGGUCAUCCUGCGAGUUCAGGUAAGGUCGUCCUACCGACAUCCUGUGGUUAAAUGUAAGACGACUAUGUGUGCUUAAAGGAAGAUGAAUCGUUGAGGUAUGACAACGGUGACUAGCAUCUUAACUAAGCCUUUUGUAGCCAUGCAACUGUUCUAUUUCUGAAUGACGAUAGCAGAGAUACUGUAAGUUCCCACGAUCAAUUGUCGGGGAUCCUAACUUUAGUAGCUGACGACCAAUAGCCUGAUUAUAUAAUUGAUAUAAUUGUGCUUUUGCGUAGUAAUUCCACUUUUAAAUGCUAUAAACUUGUUUCACAAAAAUGGGUUAUAAUGCCAGUUAUUGAAGAGUCCAUCGUUCACAUAUAUUAACAUAUUUUUGUUAUUCAUAUGUAACUUUUUCUAGUCAGCAUAUGGCUGAAAUAUUGCCGAUGUGCCUUAAAAUUUUAACUCGCUUACUCACUCUUACUGACGAAAACCGCAACUGACACAAAAUAUACUCAUAAACAGGAGCGAACAUAAAAUCGGGAUUAAGUGUUUAGAUUAUAGAUAUUAUACAUUACUAUAGAUAAGUCAUUACAACAGCAUUUGAGUGAUGCGACCCCAAAUGGUAAUAGAAUGAUAAUUUUUUUACACAUCCAUGUACGGAAUCCAUGAGUGUUUUAUUAGGUCAUUAAUGAAUUCGUUUUAGUUAAAAGGUUAUUUGAACUUUGUAUGUACGCUUUUAAUCAAAUGAUGUACUCACAAACGUUCAUAUUUUUUAGGCUAUAUCUACAUGACCUUGUUGGGCGUCGGACUUGUACUCGUCGUUAGUAUCAUAGCCGUCUACCACUCAGUCAGAAGACUUGGUGGCGCUGGUGGUCGAUUGACCGGGGGUCACUCAGAUGGUGGUCAGGACCUCAAUGAUACCCAAUCUGACCAUGAUGCUGACAUCAGAGAUCUUGAGACUGAAGAUGGUGACAAAGAGAUUGGUUUCCCUGUAGAACAGAUUGAUCAGCGUUCUGAAGAUACUGAUAACGGUUCUUUGCUGGUCGACGAAACGUUUGACACGUAUGAAGAUUUUGCUGCUGAAACUGACAACCCUGGUGGCCACCUCAAUGACAGUCUGUCAGACGAUGGAACUGCCGUGGUGUCCGACUGCUACGACAACGUAACCUACCACUAUGAUUAGUGAAGUGAACUUUCUUAAACGCUGGGAAAUUCAAUGAUUACAAUAAUCAUGUUAGAAUAGCAUGUCUGCCUGAGUUAGACACAUAAGUACAACAACUUCAUCACGUUUGUGUGUGUCCGUGGGUACGUGUGUGCGCAUGUGCUUCUGUGUGUGUGUGUGUGUGUGUGUGUGUGUGUGUGUGUGUGUGUGUGUGUGUGUGUGUGUGUGUGUGUGUGUGUGUGUGUCUGUGUCUGUGUGUCUGUGUGUGUGCAACAUAAACAUGAUGAAGGUAGAUAACCUUGUGAUAACUUGUUCAUAAAAAUACUUCAUUAAAAAUCCAAUCUAACAGAUAGUAACAACAGUUUUUUACAUGUGUAUAUAUUUUCAUCCUUUAUCAUCUUUUUUAGUUUGUAUCUACUUAUUUUGUUUUUCUGAGUUUAAUAUCAGCCCACAACACUGUCAAAUCUGAUACCAUUUACAGCCACUGUGAUUUCACCAGCUUCACAGGAGUUCCCCUUUCGUUGUAUAGACACACCCACAACCUGGUCGUAGUAAUGUGGGCGGUCAGGUAGCCUAGUGGUCAAAGCGUUCGCUCGUCACGCCGAAGACCCGGGUUCGAUUGCCGAUAUGAGUACAAUGUGUGAAGCCCAUUUCUUGUGUCCCCCGCCGUGAUGUUGCUGGAAUAUUGCUAAAAGCGGCGUAACAUCAAACUCACUCACUCACUGUUGACUGUUUGACUCUCUCUCACACCUGUAAGUCAAGUUCUACAUGUCUUCUGAAAGACUCUUUGGUGCUCUCAAAAUCAAAAUCCACCACCUUGUUAUUGGACGAGCAGACCAGUGACACAUGUGUACGUCAAGUGACCAGUGACACGUCUUCUACGUCGUUCUGCGUCAACAACGGAGGCUCCACGCCUGAUGCUUUCACAUACAUGUAUAUCAAACAUGCAAACGGUGCCGCGAUCCAGAGACAUCUAAUCAAAUGAAAGAGUACAUUAUCGCUAAUUGUAUAAAAUAAUAGUGACAAAUCACUUUCCAUUUUCAUAAGAAAUCUCUGCCACCGAUUGUACAAUUCCGACUAUAUCAUGAGCAAGUGUUUAUGAAUCACUAUCAAAUAGUGAUGACACAGGUGUAGGGAAAGAUGAGAGCGUAUCCUGCCCCACAGGCGUCACCGGUGGUUCAAGAUCGUAUUGUGUAGCAAAAUCAUUCAUAGUAACGCAGUAUGGCGUCAUCAGCUGUGAAGACACUAUUCAAUGCAUGUGUGAUAUGUGCAACUAAAAUGUGAAUACAAAUAUUGCUGCUUUUGUCAUUACAAUGUAUACAAAAUUACACGAUGUUGCACGUGCAUUUGAUUACUAGUAAUGUGGAAAUAUUAAUUUUCGAAUUCUGCAAUCGACACUGCUUUUGGCAGAGAUUUCCGUUGGCUAUGGAUAGAGUCUUGUCGCUUUUGUUCGUAUCUAAUCUAAUACCCAACAUGCUCUUCUAGUUUACACACCAAAUAUGAACUCUUCAUGAUUUUAGCAUUUGUGAGUGCGCCUUUAUUCUCUCCUUACUUAUAUCAAGAAUACAGAAUUUAUACAUUUGCAUUAUGUUUUUAUCUUGAAAUAAUUUACUUGUUUUAAAGUUUUUCGUUUUUGUGUUAUUCUUUGACUAUUGUACAGAUAGUUUCAGUGCACAAUCUCUACUGUGUUUCCGUGCUCGUGUAUUAAAUAUACCAUAUAAAAAUGUAAUUUUCCACUUUAUCACUAUUGUUAUGCCAUCUUACUUUUACGUGUGAGUGAGUGAGUUAAGAUUUAACGUCACAUCGGCAGUAUUUCAGCCAUAUCGUGACGAUACUUUUACAUGAGAACGAAUGUGUCUACUUAAUUGUAGUCCCAGCACACCACAACAUGUUGUUUGUAAUUGUUCUGUAAAUUUGAUUGUUAGUCAACAAAGGAUUUGCUUUAACCCAAAUACAAUGGUUUUAAUGAAUAUCAUGAAUAUAGAAAACAAAACAGCAUUGAAAUUAAUGAGGAAGUUACUGAACGAUUUGUCCAACCCAGCUAGUCAGAUAAUAUGUGUUUAUUAUACAGGAAGUACCUCGUGUCUUUUUGUUUAACAACGGAAUUCGAGGUUUCGAAGCUGUGAAUAUUUUGUUAUAAUACUAACCUCCUUUUCAGAAUGACAGUUUUACUAAUACAGUCUUGUCUUAUGUCAUCGAUUAGUCGAUAAGUUAUAAGUAGUAUACUGACUGAAAAAAGUAACUGUGCUUCAUGUAAAGUUCAACAAAAAUAAUUUUAUUCUGAAAUCAAAUGAUGCAUAUUUCAAUGUAUAUUCAUUAGAAGACAUUUCCUCGACUUUAAGUUCGUGAUUCACAGUUUGCACGUGCAUGUUCAUGCAAUGCGCACACAUUUUGGUUUUGUGUGUGAACAACACACAAUGACAUAGGUAAUGAUUUAGGACCGACGUCAGCUGGGGUUUCCUAAUCGGAUCUAUGUUAGUAAUUAAACUUGAUGUACUUUCUGACAACCCAAUGUUAUCUUAAAUACAGUUGAUUGUCAUGACGAAAUGUAUACAGGAUAUAUUUUGCUCAUUCGAUCGACAAAUUAAACACAACUUUAUAUUUCCUGUUCAAAACCGGACAACAAUGUAUUGAAAUAGUUGUGACUGCUCGUGACCGUGAGUAUCUGACAAUGUGCAACAUAUGAAUAGAAAAAGAGUAUAAUUGUGUUAUCAGUGUCAUCACGCGUCAUCACGCGGUGUUUAAAUGCUAAGCAACGUGCGUCCUCUGAAACGUUCAAGCCUUCAUCUCCCAUCCCUAAGACCAUCAACUGUAUAUACCCUCCACAAAAAGUAGGGAAUCAUGACAUAUAUAUGUUAUGAUCCGUCGUCAGAAAAAGACCAUCUUUGAAAAAUGACGAGCAGAGAACGAAAACCUAACACACCAUGUGAUGUCUCCUUGUGUGCGGGUAGGGGGUUAUUCUCGAUUUUGACACUUCAUAAGCGAUACUUUUUGAGGGGAGUAUAAACCAAUAACCUGACGUUCAUAGCAAUCACAGAGCAGCGUGGCCGUACAUAGAUUCCUUGUUGCCAGUCAUCCCCAACCUUUCCGCCCAAAUCUAUUCGUCAAAGUGAUGUCAACAAGGAAACUAUGUCACUUGCGGACGUCCUCCACCUUGUACACGGACGUGUAGAGGGCGACUUUUAGUAUGUUCAAAAGCAUUGUUAAUGACAGAUGGCUUUUCUUUUAUCUCUACAAUGUGCUGGUUGUGCACUGACGGCUCUGAUAGUUGCGUGGGCGGGACUCGUCCACAGUGUUGCAAACAGCACUACAUCAGUGGGUUCAGUGACACCUGUAACACAUUUCUCCACAACUCCAAACCGCAAUCCAGAAAAAUAUGUAUUUGAGUCAUCCUGUGCAACUGUCAACUGGUCCCUAGCUGAGACAGCGUGCGUGAAGAAAGGCACCGCCAUAUUCACCUUCUCUGAUGUAGCGACAUCAAUUGGCAGCCUUGCCUUGAGGAAAGCUCAAGCGGAACAUGGAACUAUAUGGGUCAAUAUGGACAUUAAUGGUACCUGCUACACCGCAGUGGGCGACAGCAUGACCUUCAACAGCACCAGCUGCAGUGACAACAACCACUACCUUUGCACAUCGCGAUCGAGUACAAACAGCAGUUCUGAGUGGUACAUACCCUGUCCAAACGACUCUUCUAACAAAGAAAGGCCGAGUUUCCAUGGGUCCUGCCUGCCUGCAAACGCAGCCAUGGCCAAGAAACACUGCGAGGAGAAAAGCGGAAUCAUGUUCACCAUUGAUGAUUUGAGGAUGGUCUAUGGUCUCCGUAUCAUGGAGUCAGCGAUAGAGGACCUGGGAGAUAUAUGGAUGCUUAGUAAUGGUUCCUGCACUGAAGGUGACAUCUACGGGAAUUUACACGGAUGUUGCAAGUCUGCGGGAAAUGGUUCGAGAGGCGUUAACGCUUUCACAGCAGUCACCUGUAAGGAAUUGCGUCAUUAUGUUUGCAGAAUGAAAAGCACUGGUCAAGUGUUUCACAGAAACGGCAUAAACGAAACGUAUAUCCCAUGCAAGAAGGACAUGUCUUCACCAGCUACUGUCGUCAUCAUCGUCGUGGUCGUCACGGUGGCGGUGGUGCUGGGUUUCAUUCUCGGUGGAUGUUGCUUAUUCAAGUGCGUGACGAAACCGAUCAAGUAUGCAGUGAGAGUUCAGAGUGCCCUGUAUCACCGGCAUCACCCGGAACCUGGACCAGCCGCGGACGGACCGACCCAAGCAGCUGAUAUGUUAGCCAAACAUGUGAUCAACCUCAACAAAACAUGAACAAAAAACUAGCUGCACAUACACGCGUUGACGUCGAGUGCAACUACAAACUGCAAUGGGCGUCAGAGUCGGGCGUCAGUGUUAGGUGUUAGUGUUGGGCGUAAGUGUCGGGCUCCAGUGUUGGGUGUUAGUGUUGGGCGUUAGUGUCGGGCUCCAGUGUUAGGUGUUAGUGUUGGGCGUUAGUGUCGGGCUCCAGUGUCGAGCGUCAGAGUCGGGCGCCAGUGUCGGGCUCCAGUGUCGGGCGCCAGUGUUGGGCGUUAGUGUCAGGCUCCAGUGUCGGGCGCCAGUGUUGGGCGUUAGUGUCGGGCGCCAGUGUUGGGCGUCAGUGUUGGGUGUUAGUGUUGGGCGUCAGUGUCGGGCUCCAGUGUCGGGCGCCAGUGUUGGGCGUUAGUGUCGGGCUCCAGUGUCGGGCGCCAGUGUUGGGCGUUAGUGUCGGGCUCCAGUGUCGGGCGCCAGUGUUUGGCGUCAGUGUCGGGCUCCAGUGUUGGGCGUCACAGUCUGGCGUCAGUGUUUGGCGUCAGUGUCGGGCGCCAGUGUUCGGCGUCAGUGUCGGGCGUCAGUGUCGGGCUCCAGUGUCGGGCGUCAGUGUCGGGCGCCAGUGUUCGGCGUUAGUGUCAGGCUCCAGUGUUGGGCGUCAGUGUCGGGCGUCAGUGUCGGGCUCCAGUGUCGAGCGUCAGUGUCGGGCGUCAGUGUCGGGCUCCAGUGUCGGGCGUCAGUGUCGGGCGUCAGUGUCGGGCGUCAGUGUCGGGCGUUAGUGUCGGGCGUUAGUGUCGGGCGUCAGGGUCGGGCUCCAGUGUCGGGCGUCAGUGUCGGGCGUCAGUGUCGGGCGCCAGUGUUUGGCGUCAGUGUCAGGCUCCAGUGUUGGGCGCCCCUGUCUUACAACAUAAUAUAUAUAGCAAUAUAUGGAGAAUUUCACCCGAGAUUAUAUCAAAUAUAUCUACACGAGUAAUCUGUGUCACAAGACGGAGUGUUGAUAUAUUUGAUAUCAAAAGACACAAGGUCACCAAACAUCAUUCUUACAACUCUUACAGUUUUAGACAGUAAUAAGAAGUGUCUUAAGUGUAAAAAGUACUGCUAACAGCUUCAGUGGCAGAGCCAUUAGUGAUGUCAUCCGAUUGUGAUUUCAUGGUAACAAUGACGUCACAAUGGUCUGCAAAGCAUUGUGUUGCAAUUGCAUUGCAGCGGCAAUUACAGUGUAGAUAUCGAUUGACCAAACCCUAGGAUAUAUCCUAGGGGCCCAGUUUUGGAUGAUAAAGUAAAAGAACAAUUAGUAAGACCAGGCGAGCUCCAAUUCGACAUCGACAACUUGCAACUAAUUUACUCUAUGUGUUUUCGACUGUAUUAAGACCAAGUAGUAACGGAUGAUAAUUGACAAGUCUGGUAGAAUCAUCAGACAUACAUCAUAUUCGUGUACACCUGUGCACUUCCAUUGAUAUAUUUAACCCGUGCAUUUCAGCACAGCAAGUUGUAUUGCAACUGUUUUGACUAUUUCGGUCAAAUAUGUUGUGAAAAUAUUGUGAAAUUGUGUUAAUAUCCAGAUACGUCUUUACAUUCAUUCCUUUGUUUGUUUGAUAUCAUCUUGAUGUGAUGUUAUAAUCUUUCUCGGGCCAUUGUCUUCAGUGUUUCCUCCUUUCACGAAAGAAAACUUUCCUUUGUUUGUUUGUUGUUUAACGCCGCACUCAGCAAUAUGCCAGUUAUAUGACGGCGAUCUGUAAAUAACCGAGACUGGACCAGACAAUUGAGUGAUUGACAUCAUGAUAAUCGAUCUACGCAGUUGGGGUACGAUGACAUGCAAUCAACUAUGUCAGCGAGCCUGACCACCCGAUCCCGUUAGUCGCAUCCUAAGACAAGCACAGUCGUCUCUCAUCAAGAAAGAACUGUAUGCUUUGUCACCAGGAUAACAUGCAAAAUGACAAACACAAAGGCAGCGCUUGUCAAAAUUUUCAUGUUAUGUUUAAGUGAGCUGAAAUGGGGUUUAACAUUGUUUCACUAUAUAGCGACGUGCAUGCACAUGUGCGUGCGUGCGUGCGUGCGUGCGUGCGUGCGUGUGUUUGUUAAGACUUGUCGCUUUCUAGGUAUGACGCGGCCAUGGCAUGGAAUAACCGACCACGCGGUCUCCGUGCACGCACUCUAUUGACUAGACCAUGCAGGUAUUAUCCCUUCUAGGCAUUAGAGCAAGCAAGUGGUCAUGUUUACAUGUGCAAGGAAGGCACGUAGUACAUUGUAUCAUCAAUAAUUGUAAUUACGUCCGUUUGUACAUUAACACUAUGUUAAUGUUAUACAAUAACCAAUAUAUAUUUAAUCUCGUGUCAAAGAA